This is a messenger RNA of Alternaria alternata, 1383 nucleotides long. RefSeq lists its product as hypothetical. Gene Ontology annotation, molecular function: nucleic acid binding. Bases 64 to 903 code for a protein of 279 amino acids. NCBI's taxonomy places the organism in Eukaryota, Fungi, Ascomycota, Dothideomycetes, Pleosporales, Pleosporaceae. The record is from RefSeq and is a predicted model, not a curated record. The transcript is spliced from 2 exons.
CCUACGCGCUUCCUUUCUACAUCAACCCACCACGACGAAACUCCAUUUGCACCCUCACCCAACAUGGUCGCCUCAACCUCGGCAUCUUUUGAGAACUUUGUCAAGCAGACAAGGGAGAAGAAGAAGAACGAAGCCCUCGCGCAGCAGUUCCUAGGCGGAGCCAACCGAGGACGGAAAGCGAACGCAUCAGGCGCUGGUGGACGGUCGCGCGUCGAGUCCGAGAAGCCUUCAUUGCUCAGCCGGAUAAACGGGGGUGCCGGCGUCCAAAAGCGAUCAUCGAGCGCAAAACCAGCGGGCAGCAUCGAGGGGAAAUGGCAGCAUGAUCUGCAUAAGCUGAACAAUCCCCGUGGCGCAGCCAACAACAGAAACACCCUCGCUCGGACGGCUUCAGCAUCGCAGGUUGAGCGCAACAGUAGGACGUACGGCAAAUUUGCUCCCGUUAUCGGUCAAGGUGCAGCAGGCUUCAGCAUUCGAGGUGUUGCGACUGGAGGCCCGUGUACCGUCAUCGCGAGCAACUUUGCACCUGGAACCACAGCCGCGGAUAUCGAAGCCGUCAUGAGCCCAAUUGGCGGAGAGACGCUGGGCUGCAGACUUUUGUCUUCCAACCCGACCGUCAUGGUUGAACUACAGUUUGCAAGCAGAGACGGGGCCGAGAAUGUUAUUGCAACAUUCAACAACCAGAAGGCUGAUGGAAGACUACUCUACGUCUACAUGAAGGAUGUUCCUGCGAGCACCCACGUAGCGCAACCCCGAGCACCGCCCGCUCGCCUGACACAAUCCAUGGAUGACAUGGACGUUGAUACCAACGCGGGCGCACAAACCGGUAGCUACCAAGAUGGCCGAUUCGGCUUCAGCGACGCUGGUCGCAGGGAACCACCGCGCGGUCCCCGCCGACGAUACUAGAGCUUAAGCAUCAGCGCACAUCUUCUUCGAUUUCCCCUGUACGAUACCCUUUCACCAACGAUAGCGAUGAACAGACUCCACUCGGCGGGGGCUCUAAAUCAAUGACAUGCAGAUGAGCCGUGUAGUAUUGGUUUUUGUUUCGGAGACAUAAGCAGGGAGUUAGGUUACAUAGACAUCGUAUGCUCUAACGACUUCCUCGCAAAGGAUCUGGUAUCUAGAAUACAUCUUUAAUUAUGGACGCAUAUCAUCUCUCUCUUUGCCGUAUUCCUGUCUGUUUUCGCCUCGGGGGAACUACUUGCUGGACCAACCUGCAAUAGCAGCAUCGACCUCGUUCCUGUACCUUUGUUGUCCCUCACACAGCUCCAGGAACACCUUGUACUUAGCGUCCAAUAACUUCUUGACUGUCUUGUCGGCUAGUGGCUUCACAGUUUUUCCAGGCUUGCUCAGUCUGUCCAUGAUGUCCCAAAGCGGUUCACUGUU